CUCUCUCUCUCUCUCUCUAGACCACUAAACUCGAGGAAAACUAAGAAGAUGAGGAACCAGUUUCUCUUCUCUCUCUCACUCCUAAUUCUCCUCCACUGCACCACAACCACAGCUCAGACACCAGCGCAGCCCCCUGCACCACCUGGUCCAACCAACAUUACCAAAAUCCUUGAAAAAGCCGGUCAAUUCACCACCUUCAUUCGCCUUCUAGGCAUCACCCAGGUGGGAGACCAAAUGAACACCCAACUCAACAAUUCAAACCAAGGUUUAACCAUCUUUGCUCCGACGGACAACGCCUUUGCCGGUCUCAAAUCCGGAACCCUAAAUUCUCUCACCGAUGAGCAAAAAGUCCAGCUCGUGCAAUUUCAUGUCAUACCCUCUUUUUUCACUGUGUCACAGUUCCAAACUGUGAGUAAUCCGGUGAGGACCCAAGCCGGAGACAACGUCGUAGGUGAGUUCCCGCUAAAUGUGACGACUUCUGGUAACCAAGUGAACGUGUCGAGCGGCCUCGUUGAUACCACAGUGGGUAGCGCAAUCUACACAGACGGUCAACUUGCCGUGUAUUCAGUUGACAAGGUCCUUCUCCCUAUAAAAAUAUUUGCUCCUCUGCCGCCGGCACCGGCACCAGCUCCGACGAAGGCUAAGAAGAAGUUGCCGGUGGCGGACACUCCAACUGGUAAUGCUUCAGUUGAUGCCUCUGGUGCAGCUAGUCUCAUCAUGCAUGGCAUGGUGAUGGUGGUGUCCAUUGGAGUUACCUUGAUUGCACCCUUCUUCUUGUAAUAAUAGAUGGGCAUGAUUGCAUACUCUGAUCGAGUCGAUUUUGUUGAGUUGGAUUGAGUGCAUUUGAAUAAUUCCAUCCCUUCCCUCAUCUCUCUCUCAAGCACAUUGCGAUGAGAAAAUGUAGACAAUUAUAUUGGUUUUUUUUUUUUUUUUU
Messenger RNA from Ilex paraguariensis (yerba mate), 934 nucleotides. Lineage: Eukaryota; Viridiplantae; Streptophyta; Magnoliopsida; Aquifoliales; Aquifoliaceae. The record is from the annotation of a GenBank genome assembly.